AGGCGGAGGCUGCUCCUGGAGGCGUCCCGGCCGCGCAGCCGGAGCCGCAGCCCGGAGGCCCCGGGCGGUGUGCUGGGUGCUGCUUCUGCCCGCCCGCCGCCGCCCGGGCCGCCGCUGCCACCCGGGCCCCAGCUGCCAUCCGCGCCCCCGUCGACCCCGCCCGCGUGUGCGCCCCAGCCGGGACGCCGUCCCCGGCCGGGUCUCCACUUCUCGGCCGCACCUUCCAUGACGGCGCCCGCGCGAAGAUGGCUGCGAAGGGCGCGCACGGCUCCCACCUGAAGGUGGAGAGCGAGCUGGAGCGCUGCCGCGCCGAGGGCCACUGGGACCGCAUGCCAGAGCUGGUCCGGCAGCUGCAGACGCUGAGCAUGCCCGGCGGCGGGAGCGGCCGGCGAUCCAGCCCGAACCCCGCGUUCACCUCUCUGGACACCGAUGACUUUGGGAAAUUGCUGCUGGCCGAGGCGCUCCUGGAGCAGUGUUUGAAGGAGAACCAUGCCAAAAUAAAAGACUCCAUCCCUUUACUGGAGAAGAAUGAGCCCAAGAUGAAUGAAGCCAAAAAUUAUCUCAGCAGUGUCCUUAACCAUGGAAAACUGUUGCCGCAGUACAUGUGCGAGGCCAUGCUGAUCCUGGGCAAGCUGCAUUACGUGGAGGGCUCGUACCGAGACGCCAUCAGCAUGUACGCGAGGGCCAGGAUUGAUGACAUAUCCUUGGAGAACAAGCCCCUGUAUCAGAUGCGGCUGCUUUCGGAGGCUCUUGUCAUCAAAGGCCUCUCCCUGGAGCGCCUGCCCAGCUCCAUCGCCUCGCGCUGCCGCCUGACCGAGAGGGAGGAGGAAGUGAUCGCCUGUUUCGAGAGGGCCUCCUGGAUCGCUCAGGUGUUCCUGCAGGAGUUGGAGAAGACCACAAAUAGCAUCACAUCGAGGCAUCUGAAAGGCUCUCCCCCGGUUGACUACGAGCUCACCUACUUCCUGGAAGCCGCCCUGCAGAGCGCCUACGUGAAAAACCUGAAGAAGGGGAAUGUCGUGAAGGGCAUGAGAGAGCUCCGGGAGAUUCUGCGGACUGUGGAGACCAAAGCAACUCAGAACUUCAAAGUGAUAGCAGCCAAGCACCUGGCGGGGGUCCUGCUGCACUCCCUGAGUGAGGAGUGCUACUGGAGUCCCCUGUCCCACCCUCUGCCCGAGUUCAUGGGCAAGGAGGAGAGUUCCUUCGUCAUGCAGGCCCUGCGGAAACCUCACCUCUACGAAGGAGACAACCUCUACUGCCCCAAAGACAACAUCGAGGAAGCCCUCCUGCUCCUCCUCAUCAGCGAGUCCAUGGCAACUCGGGACGUGGUGCUGAGCCGGGUGCCAGAGCAGGAGGAGGACCGGACAGUGAGCCUGCAGAAUGCUGUGGCCAUCUAUGACCUCCUGAGCAUCACGCUGGGCAGGAGGGGGCAGUACGUCAUGCUCUCAGAGUGCCUGGAGCGAGCCAUGAAGUUUGCAUUUGGAGAAUUUCACCUUUGGUACCAGGUGGCCCUCUCCAUGGUGGCUUGUGGGAAGUCGGCCUACGCCGUGUCGCUGCUGCGGGAGUGUGCGAAGCUGCGGCCCUCGGACCCCACCGUGCCCCUGAUGGCCGCCAAGGUCUGCAUCGGGUCCCUGCACUGGCUGGAGGAGGCGGAGCGCUUUGCCAUGAUGGUGAUCGGCCUCGGGGAGGAAGCUGGGGAGUUCCUCCCCAAGGGCUACCUGGCGCUGGGUCUCACCUACAGCCUGCAGGCCACCGACGCCACCCUAAAGUCCAAGCAAGAUGAACUGCACCGGAAGGCACUGGAGACGCUGGAGAGAGCCCAGCAGCUGGCGCCCGGUGACCCCCAGGUCAUCCUCUAUGUCUCCUUGCAGCUGGCCCUCGUGCGACAGAUCUCCAGCGCCAUGGAGCAGCUGCAGGAGGCCCUGAAGGUGUGCAGGGAUGAUGCCCACGCCCUCCACCUGCUGGCACUGCUCUUCUCUGCCCAGAAGCACUACCAGCAUGCCCUGGACAUCAUCGACAUGGCCAUCAAUGAGCACCCCGAGAACUUCAACCUGAUGUUCACCAAGGUGAAGCUGGAGCAGGUACUGAAAGGCCCGGAGGAAGCCCUGGUGACCUGCAGACAGAUGCUGCAGCUGUGGCAGACCCUGUACAGCUUCUCCCAGCUGGGAGGCCUGGAAAAGGACGGCAGCCUCGCCGAGGGCCUCACGAUGAAGAAGCAGAGCGGCAUGCACCUGACCUUGCCCGACGCCCACGACGCAGACUCUGGCUCCCGGCGAGCAUCGUCCAUUGCAGCCUCCCGGCUGGAGGAGGCCAUGUCGGAGCUGACCAUGCCCUGCUCGGUCCUGAAGCACGGCCCCAUGCAGCUGUGGACCACGCUGGAACAGAUCUGGCUCCAGGCUGCCGAGCUGUUCAUGGAGCAGCAACACCUCAAGGAAGCAGGUUUCUGCAUCCAGGAGGCGGCAGGCCUCUUCCCCACCUCUCACUCGGUGCUCUACAUGCGGGGCCGGCUGGCCGAGCUGAAGGGCAGCUUGGAGGAGGCCGAGCAGCUGUACAAGGAGGCGCUGACGGUGAACCCGGACGGUGCGCGCAUCAUGCACAGCCUGGGUCUGAUGCUGAGUCGCCAGGGCCACAAGAGCCUGGCCCAGAAGGUGCUUCGGGAUGCCGUGGAGAGGCAGAGCACCUGCCAUGAGGCGUGGCAGGGCCUGGGAGAGGUGCUGCAGGCCCAGGGCCAGAACGAGGCUGCCGUCGACUGCUUCCUCACGGCGCUGGAGCUGGAGGCCAGCAGCCCCGUGCUGCCCUUCUCCAUCAUCCCCAGAGAGCUCUGACAGCGCCACGGCAGCCCAGUGGGGGCUGCCCAGUGCGGGCUGGCGGGAGCAGGCAGGCAGCUGGGAACCAGGGGCACAGUGGCAUGCAGGUGGGGCCUCAGGGAAAUACAUCUCUAGUGAACACUUCUGCAGGCUGCAGCCCUAGUUCUCCCCCUGGCUGGGCCAAGAGAGCCUUCCCAGAUUGCUUCCUGGGUGCCUUGGGAGACAGUCUGGCUUGAAACCUAAGUGACGGCAGAGUUGUGGCAACCAGACUUGCUCCCCGAGAGCUCGGGCAGGGGGAGCCUCGCAACUGUGCUUCACCCUCACCCACACCUCUGUCUGGGGGUCUGGGAGCCCCAUGCUCUGGGCCUCACUCCCCAGUCCCUGGACAGCGCAGGCUUCUGGGUCUCUCUCAGGUCUUACCCAGGGCAGUCACAGCUUAAAGAAACUGGGCAAGUGGGAAGAAGAUGGGAUCUCUGGGCCAGUCUCCCAGACUUUGAGUCAGUGGAUGAUGCCAGCAUUGCCCCUCUUUGCCCGCUGGGCCACCUGGGCCCUACCAUUCUCUUCCCCUCUGCUCCCAAGUGCCUUCGGGGCCUCUGGUGUCUGGCCGGGGUCACUGAGCACUGGCCCUAACCCACUCUUCCAUUUCCACCACCCCCGUCUCCCUGGAAACGUGCCCCAGCCCAAGUAGCCUUCUCGGCCCCUGGCCAGGGCCCCCUUGGACGGGCCUCACGAUACAAAACAUGGUUCCUGGACCAGCCCUUUGUAAUGGCCUGAGUCGACACAGGGUUUCUUCAAGCCUUACCCCACAGUGCAGGUCCCUCUAGGGCCAGCAGCAUGAAGGUGGGCAGUUUCUAGAAAGACCCCCAAUACAUCUCAUCACCCACAGCUCAUUUUUCACCUUGGGCUUUCUUGGGUGACCCAAUCUCCACCCUGGCCAUUUGGGUCCCCCUGCCUGGGUCCACAUGGGGGCUGUGGUUGGAGACUUGAGGGGGAGAGGAAAUCCAGCCUUCCUGUCUGUGACUGAGCCUCUGUGUCCCUGACAGGCUAUGUCUGCAGGAGUCGGGGACCAGUGGGCAAAUGUCCUCUCUGCCGGCUCCCCCAGCCCUGCCGUGUGAUGCUCUUAGAACUCUUCCCCGGGAGUCGGUCCCCCAGAGGCCUGCCGGGGAAAUCCUUUUGUAUCCGCACUUUGGGUGUUAGCUCUAACGCUCCGUCAGGUACAUGUGUACAGGUUGGGUGAGGGCUGCCCUGGUUGGUCGCAGCCCCACCCCUGGAGGGAGCAGCUGUUGGGUGUCCCCCCUCCACGCCACGCUGCUCCGCACUGCGCAUCCUGAGAACCAGUGCCUUCUGCCUCCCUGCGCCACGCCAGGGGCACCUCGGGGGCGCUGGAUCCUCUGCCUCUUCUUGGUUGAAGGAUCUCUCUAUACAUGUAUGUGUGUAUAUAAAUAUAUAUAUUAUAUAUAAUAGAGAUCUAUUUUUUUCUGGAAUUCUGUUAGAAAAAAGUAAAGAAAAAGCAAAUGCUAUUGAUUUAUCUUGGGGUACCCAAAGAUGCUGGAAGUCAAUUCUUGGUAACAGGAAACGCACCAAAUGUAUUUUGACUUUUAAGUAUUCCCUCACUGGAAGCCACAGAGGGCCUGGCCAGGUUGCUGGCGGUGACUGUGCAGAUUGAAUAAAGAGACCCUUGAAGGGAA
Molecule: messenger RNA, 4492 nt
Organism: Microcebus murinus (gray mouse lemur)
Lineage: Eukaryota; Metazoa; Chordata; Mammalia; Primates; Cheirogaleidae
Gene: TTC7A
Product: tetratricopeptide repeat domain 7A
Biological process (GO): phosphatidylinositol phosphate biosynthetic process; protein localization to plasma membrane
Cellular component (GO): plasma membrane
Molecular function (GO): protein binding
Source: RefSeq, a predicted model, not a curated record